CGGGCGCUGACUGCUGUGUCCGUGCGUUCCGCAGCCUGGGAGCCCGCGCCGCCGCGCCCGGGCCGCCGGCGAUGAUCACCUAGGAGGCUGGCUAGGCUACACGUGGGCAUGGAGCGGGACACGGCGGCGGCCGAAGAGCCCGCGGUCCCCGGGCGCCGGCUGCGGCGCCGGGAGGGCAGGACCCGCACGGUGCGCUCCAACCUGCAGCCGCCCCCGGGCGCCGAGGACCCCGCGGCCAAGGGCGCUCGGCACCUGGCCGACAACCGGCUCAAGACCACCAAGUACACCGCGCUGUCCUUCCUGCCCAAGAACCUGUUCGAGCAGUUCCACCGCCUGGCCAACGUGUACUUCGUCUUCAUCGCGCUGCUCAACUUCGUGCCGGCGGUGAACGCCUUCCAGCCCGGCCUGGCCUUGGCGCCGGUGCUCUUCAUCCUGGCGGUCACGGCCUUCAAGGACCUGUGGGAGGACUACAGCCGCCACCGCUCCGACCAUGAGAUCAAUCACCUGGGCUGCCUCGUCUUCAGCAGGGAGGAGAAGCGGUACGUGACCCGCUUCUGGAAGGAGAUCCGCGUGGGCGACUUCGUGCGGCUUCGCUGCAACGAGAUAAUCCCCGCAGACAUCCUGCUGCUGUCCUCCAGCGACCCGGACGGGCUGUGCCACAUCGAGACCGCCAACCUGGACGGGGAGACCAACCUGAAGCGCCGGCAGGUGGUGCGCGGCUUCUCGGAGCUCGUCUCCGAGUUCAACCCUUUGACCUUCACCAGCGUGAUCGAGUGUGAGAGACCCAACAACGACCUGACUAGAUUCCGGGGCUGCAUCAAGCACGAGGACGGGGAGAAGGUGGGGCUGCACAAGGAGAACAUGCUGCUGCGAGGAUGCACCGUCAGAAACACAGAGGCCGUCGUCGGCAUUGUCAUCUAUGCAGGACACGAAACCAAGGCCCUGUUGAACAACAGUGGCCCCCGCUACAAGCGCAGCCGGCUCGAGCGUCAGAUGAACUGUGAUGUCCUCUGGUGUGUCCUCCUCCUCGUUUGUAUGUCUCUGUUCUCAGCGGUUGGACACGGACUGUGGGUACAGCGGUACCAAGAGAAGAAAGCCUUAUUUGACGUCCCCGAGCCUGACGGCAGCUCUUUGUCCCCAGUCACAGCUGCAGUGUACUCAUUUCUGACAAUGAUAAUAGUCCUGCAGGUUUUGAUCCCCAUCUCCCUGUACGUCUCCAUUGAAAUCGUCAAAAUGUGCCAAGUGUACUUCAUCAACCAGGACGCAGAGCUGUGCGACGAGGAAACGGGCUCCCGGCUGCAGUGCCGCGCUCUGAACAUCACAGAAGACCUGGGCCAGAUCCAGUACGUCUUCUCAGACAAAACGGGCACGCUCACCGAGAACAAGAUGGUCUUCCGGAAAUGCACUGUGUCCGGCAUAGAGUACGAGCAUGAUGCCAACGCACAGCGGCUGGCCAGGUACCAGGAAGGAGACUCGGAGGAGGAAGACACGGUGCCCAGGGGGGGCUCGCUGCCCCAGCGUGGCAGCACUGGGAGCCACCAAAGCGCCCGCGGGCUGCACAGGGCCCCGGGCACCACGUCGCACCGGCGCUCGGGCAGCCGGGCCGAGGCCAGGCGGGCCAGCAUGCUGUCCAAGCACACGGCCUUCAGCAGCCCCAUGGAGAAAGACAUCACACCCGACCCGAAGCUGCUUGAGAAGGUGAACGAGUGUGACAGGUGCCUGGCCAUGGCGAGGUGCCAGGAGCACCCGCUGGCCCACCUCUCGCCCGAGCUGGCUGACGUUUUCGACUUCUUCAUCGCGCUCACCAUCUGUAACACAGUGGUGGUCACGUCCCCAAACCAGCCACGACAAAAGGUGAGGGUGAGGUUCGAGCUGAAGUCCCCGGUGAAGACCAUAGAAGACUUCCUGCGGAGGUUCUCGCCCAGCCGCCUGACCUCGGGCUGCAGCAGCCUCGGGAACCUGGCCACCACCAAGGCCACCCACAAGUCGGGGUCCAGCUCCCUGUCCGCUCUGUCCUCUGAAUGCUCGCUGCUCAGAGUGGAGGACCAGCUGGGCGGCCCGGCGCCGGUCAUCACCAGCAACGGCUACAGCAGCGGGGCGGCCGGCUGGGCCCCGGACCCCAAGCCCGAGCUGCGCUACGAGGCCGAGAGCCCCGACGAGGCGGCUCUGGUGUACGCGGCGCGCGCCUACAACUGCGCGCUGGCCGGCCGGCUGCCCGACCAGGUGGCCGUGGAGCUGCCGCACCUGGGCAGGCUCACCUUCGAGCUCCUGCACACGCUGGGCUUCGACUCCAUCCGCAAGAGGAUGUCGGUGGUGAUCCGGCACCCGCUCACCGACGAGAUCAACGUCUACACCAAGGGGGCCGACUCGGUGGUGAUGGACCUGCUGCUGCCGUGCGCCUCAGAUGACGCCAGAGGGAGGCAUCAAAAAAAAAUCCGCAGCAAGACGCAGCACUACCUGGACAUGUACGCCGUGCAAGGCCUGCGGACCUUGUGCAUUGCCAAGAGGGUUCUCAGUCAGGAGGAGUACGCCUGCUGGCUGCAACGCCACUUAGAAGCGGAGUCCUCCGUGGACAACCGCGAGGAGCUCCUCUUUCAGUCGGCCAUUCGCCUGGAGACGAAUCUGCACCUGCUGGGUGCCACCGGGAUUGAAGACCGCCUGCAAGACGGAGUCCCUGAAACCAUCGCCAAACUGCGUCAGGCGGGCCUGCAGAUUUGGGUCCUCACCGGUGACAAACAAGAAACGGCCAUUAACAUUGCGUACGCCUGCAAACUGCUGGACCACGACGAGGAAAUCAUCACCCUGAAUGCCGAGUCCCAGGAGGCGUGCGCAGCUCUGCUGGACCAGUGCCUACACUACGUGCAGUCCAGGGGCCCCCACAGCGUCCCAGAGAAGACCACUGGCUACAUUAGUGUGGGGUUCUCCCCUCUCUGCCCGCCCUCUGAGCCCGCCACCUCCGGCCCCUGCCUGAGCCUUGUGAUUGAUGGAAGAAGUCUGGCCUACGCCCUGGAGAAGAAUCUGGAGGACAAAUUUCUCUUCCUCGCCAAGCAGUGCCGCUCGGUGCUUUGUUGUCGCUCAACACCCCUGCAGAAGAGCGUGGUGGUGAAGCUGGUCAGAAGCAAGCUCAAGGCCAUGACUCUGGCCAUCGGGGAUGGAGCCAAUGACGUCAGCAUGAUCCAGGUGGCAGAUGUGGGCGUGGGGAUCUCUGGCCAGGAGGGCAUGCAGGCAGUGAUGGCCAGCGACUUUGCGUUGCCCCGAUUCCGUUACCUGGAGAAACUGCUGAUUGUCCAUGGACAUUGGUGUUACUCCCGCCUUGCGAACAUGGUGCUCUACUUCUUCUACAAAAACACAAUGUUUGUGGGCCUCCUGUUCUGGUUCCAGUUUUACUGUGGCUUCUCUGCGUCCGCCAUGAUUGACCAGUGGUAUCUGAUCUUCUUUAACCUGCUCUUCUCGUCGCUUCCCCAGCUCGUGACUGGGGUGCUGGACAAGGACGUGCCAGCCGAUGUGCUGCUGACCAAGCCUCAGCUCUACAGGAGUGGCCAGAACAUGGAGGAAUACCGGCCCCGUACCUUCUGGGUGAACAUGGCCGACGCUGCCUUCCAGAGCCUGGUUUGCUUUUUCAUUCCUUACCUGGCCUACUACAACUCCGACACAGACCUGUUUACCUGGGGGACCCCCAUCACCACCAUCGCGCUGCUCACCUUCCUGCUGCACCUGGGCAUUGAGACCAAGACCUGGACCUGGCUCAACUGGAUGGCUUGCGGCUUCAGUGUCCUUUUAUUUUUCUCUGUGGCUUUUAUUUACAAUGCUUCCUGUGCCACGUGUUAUCCUCCGUCCAACCCCUACUGGACGAUGCACACAUUAAUGGGCGACCCCGUGUUUUACUUGACUUGUCUCCUAGCGCCCGUCGCUGCACUGCUGCCCAGAUUGCUUUUCAGAGCUCUGCAGGGGAGCCUUUUCCCCACCCCGCUUCAGCGGGGACGCCAGUUGGCCAAGAGGUCCCCCAAGAAGCUCAGCGCUCCCAAAGAGACUCAGGGACCCCACGUGGGAGAAGCGAGAACUGACCCAUCAGAGCCCAGGAGCGUCAGCGCCUCCAGGCCCCACUCCCAGGACUACACGUCGCAGGCGUCCUGGCGCCGGCAGCAGCCAGCCUGCUCCCGAGAGGCCAGCGGGGAGCCCAGCGUGGUGGACGUGAGCGUGCCUCUGAGGGAGGCCCCGGGGUCCUCCGCGGCUCCGGAGAGGUAUCCUGGGGACUCCAGGACAAAGCCCAGCAGGCCAGCCCCGCUCGCGUCCAUCUUCAGCCUGCCCGGCUUCGGCUCACUCCGCUGGGUUUCCUCCCUGUCGCUGGUCAGUGGGCUGGGCAGUGUCCUGCACUUCUCCCGAAGUAGUUUACAGGUGGACAAGCAGGAUGGCGAGUUCUUGCCCCGCCGCCCACGGCCGGACCGGGACCUGUGUGGCCUGACUGCUGCUAGCAAGCAGAAGCAGGCCACGGACUACUUCUAGCAGCAUCUUCCAGGACUGCUGCUGACGGCCCUGGAAAUGGCCUUUUUUAUAACAGAGACGUUAACGUUAUUUAUGUUUAUUAUUUGCACAGAAGAGUUCUAGUGAGAUGUAUUUUAUACGUUUCCAAGGCUCACACAGGAAACGAAAGGUACCAAAAAAGAAAGUUUAUUUUUUAACAGUUCUAAGUAGAGUAUAUUGAAAAAGAAAAUUGGAGCUUUAAUGUAUAUAAAAGUUUAAAGAACAGUGACACUUGAAAAGUGUGUUUAGAUUUAUUUUUUCAUCUCAUUUUAUAAGAAAAUGCGGUAUGGUUGGUUUUCUUCAAUAUGGUGACCUUUGCUGCCCCCACGUGUAAAUGUGUGUGAGUGCAGUGAACCCCUGGUGGAGAGGGUAGGUGGCAGGGGGCGAGCACACAGCCCCCCACCGUCUGUCUCCCAGUUCCCACUGCGUGGGACGGCGGGGCCCCACUUCACCCCAAGAACACACGUGUGAAGUUCACCGUAACGUUCAAUUCUACGCAGGCAUUUUAUAAAAAUCACCUUGUAGGAACUGCCGUCCCUAUGUAGUGCCUUGACUGUCAAAAUCAUAACAAGCAAUAAACAAACUUCACUUUGCGAAGAGAGCGUGUCCCGUUGCCACUGUUGUGUAAAACUGUUAAUAUGUGACCUAACGAACAUGUUCUGAGGGGGGGGCGGGGGGCACUUCCUCUUGGCGAGUACUUUCAGACACCAUGCCGGAAACAGCUGGGUGACAUGCAGGCUGCACGUUGUGACACUGGGUUACAUACACCACAGUUCCUUGCACCAGGCCAUCAACACCCACCAGACCCUUCCUGCCAAGAGGCCAGGCUUUUUAAGUGUAUUUUUAGUCAUUUGUCUUAUGAGUCAUUGUUUCUGUCCCUCUAAACAGAGAAAGGGGGAGAAAAUGAUAAAAAUCCAAGGCAAUUAUAUACCGCUUCCUGUUCAGAGCCCUCGGUACAUGUUGCCAGCAGUUGUGAGUCGCCUGCUCUGCUCAGCCUGGGGAUGGGGCAGGCUGUGCUCCCCACUGCGGGCGCCUGUGGCCGCCUGUCCCACCCUCUUUGUUGGAACCAGAUCACAAGCUCCUUCCCAUGGCUGACUGCUGGGGCAGAAGGCCCACCCUAAAUAACCUCAGAACUACCAGUGGGGUCCUGGGUACGGGCCUGUGUGAUCUGUUCAGUGGUGACUCCCUGUGGACCUUGCUUUUGUCUUCUCCUCCCACCCCCACAACUGUGAUGUGGGGUGUGACUGAGCGUGCAUUCCUGCAUGUGUGUGUGUUGGGCGCGAUGACUAUAGGGUAGUUCUUAGAUCUGUCAUCUCUCCGCACAAAACUCAGCUGUCAGGCCGGCCUGUGGCUCAGGUGGUUGGAGCGCUGUGCUCCUAACGCCGACGUCACAGGUUGGAUUCCCACAUGGCCAGUGAGCUGUGCCCUCUACACCUAAGAUUGUGAACAACGGCUCUCCCUGGA
Rhinolophus ferrumequinum (greater horseshoe bat) is the source of this 5985-nucleotide messenger RNA. RefSeq names its product ATPase phospholipid transporting 10A (putative) (gene ATP10A). The record is from RefSeq and is a predicted model, not a curated record. The transcript has 21 exons. Bases 109 to 4503 code for a protein of 1464 amino acids. Gene Ontology annotation, cellular component: plasma membrane. Gene Ontology annotation, molecular function: ATPase-coupled intramembrane lipid carrier activity; ATP binding; ATP hydrolysis activity. NCBI's taxonomy places the organism in Eukaryota, Metazoa, Chordata, Mammalia, Chiroptera, Rhinolophidae. Gene Ontology annotation, biological process: phospholipid translocation.